Molecule: messenger RNA, 3117 nt
Organism: Arabidopsis arenosa
Lineage: Eukaryota; Viridiplantae; Streptophyta; Magnoliopsida; Brassicales; Brassicaceae
Source: the annotation of a GenBank genome assembly
AGUGUGGAGCAAGAUGGGGAGGAUUUCUGUCAGAAUGAAGAUUCAGCUGACAAGAAGCUGUUAGACAUGUGUAAAGAAGCUGAGAAUCCAGAGGAGUACGAAGAUUUGGUUGGAAAGGUGAAGAAGGAGGAUAUACUCGAUCACAUCGCUCGUCAGACAGUACAUCCAGUCUACUCGACCGAGAUACUCGAUCACAUCCUCCCCUCUGAUGAAUCUGUCAUAGCAUCUGAUGACUGGUCUGAACUCAAGGCACCCAAAGUGGACCUGAAACCGCUGCCAAAAGGGCUAAGGUACGCUUUCCUUGGACAGAACUCUACUUACCCUGUAAUUGUCAGUGACGAGCUGAACACUGAUCAAGUCAAUCUGCUGUUAACUGAAUUGAGAAAAUAUAGGAGAGCUAUAGGAUAUUCACUAGAUGAUAUCAAGGGGAUCUCGCCCAAUCUAUGUACCCAUAGAAUUCAUUUAGAAAAUGAGUCCUACUCUAGCAUUGAACCUCAGAGAAGAUUAAAUCCAAACCUGAAAGAAGUGGUAAAGAAAGAGAUACUUAAACUAUUAGACGCAGGUAUAAUCUACCCUAUAUCUGAUAGCACUUGGGUAUCUCCAGUCCAUUGUGUUCCCAAAAAGGGAGAUGGUUACAGCGGAUUCUUUCAAAUCCCUAUCCAUCCAAACGAUCAAGAGAAAACCACCUUCACAUGUCCUUACGGGACCUUUGCUUACAAGCGAAUGCCUUUUGGGCUUUGCAACGCACCUGCAACUUUUCAGCGGUGUAUGACUUCUAUUUUCUCCGAUUUGAUAGAGGAGACGGUUGAGGUGUUCAUGGAUGAUUUUUCCGUGUAUGGCUCUUCCUUCUCCUCCUGUUUGUUAAAUUUGUGCAGGGUGCUCAAAAGAUGCGAGGAGACAAACCUAGUGCUGAACUGGGAGAAAUGCCACUUCAUGGUCAGAGAAGGCAUCGUUUUGGGACACAAGAUUUCAGAGAGAGGAAUAGAGGUUGAUAAGGCUAAAGUUGAUGUGAUGAUGCAGUUGCAGCCACCAAAGACUGUCAAAGACAUCAGGAGUUUUCUUGGGCAUGUAGGGUUUUACAGAAGAUUCAUCAAGGAUUUCUCCAAGUUGGCCAGACCGCUCACCAGAUUAUUGUGCAAGGAAACAGAGUUCACAUUUGAUGAAGAAUGUCUGACGGCUUUUAAGUUGAUCAAGGAAGCUUUGGUUACUGCUCCAAUAGUCCAAGCUCCGAACUGGGACUACCCGUUUGAAAUCAUGUGCGAUGCUUCAGACUAUGCAGUAGGAGCAGUUUUGGGCCAGAAGAUUGACAAGAAGCUGCAUGUGAUCUACUACGCAAGUAGGACGAUGGAUGAUGCACAAGUGAGGUAUGCCACCACUGAGAAGGAACUGUUGGCUGUGGUAUUCGCAUUCGAGAAAUUUAGGAGCUACCUGGUAGGAUCUAAAGUAACAGUCUACACUGAUCAUGCCGCCCUGAGGCAUAUCUAUGCGAAGAAGGAUACCAAGCCUAGGCUGUUGAGAUGGAUCUUACUGCUUCAAGAGUUUGACAUGGAGAUAGUAGAUAAGAAGGAACAGCUAAUGGCAUUCAGACAACUGAACGAAAGCUCUCAAACCCUAAAAUCACUCGUUCAAGUAUGUGCAAUGAAAGAUAAGCUUCCGUGGUAUGCUGAUUACGUCAACUACUUGGUGAGUGGUGAAGAACCUCCGAAUCUGUCAAGUUAUGAAAAGAAGAAGUUCUUCAAGGACAUUCACCAUUUCUACUGGGAUGAGCCUUAUCUAUACACUCUCUGCAAGGAUAAGAUCUACAGGCGAUGCGUCUCAGAAGAUGAAGCUGAAGGUAUCCUGCUGCAUUGUCAUGGCUCUGCCUAUGGUGGCCACUUUGCAACAUUCAAGACAGUAUCAAAAAUCCUUCAAGCAGGUUUUUGGUGGCCAACAAUGUUCAGAGAUGCCCAGCAGUUCAUUUCAAGAUGUGACUCAUGCCAGAGGAAGGGAAACAUCAGUAGGAGAAAUGAAAUGCCACAAAAUCCUAUAUUAGAGGUAGAAAUCUUUGACGUCUGGGGAAUCGACUUUAUGGGACCAUUCCCUUCUUCCUAUGGGAACAAAUACAUUUUAGUGGCAGUAGACUACGUGUCCAAGUGGGUUGAGGCCAUUGCAAGUCCCACGAAUGAUUCAAGGGUGGUUCUGAAGAUGUUUAAAACCAUAAUCUUCCCAAGAUUUGGUAUACCAAGGGUUGUCAUCAGUGAUGGAGGUACACACUUCAUCAACAAAGUCUUUGAGAAUUUACUGAAAAAGCACGGAGUGAAGCAUAAGGUAGCCACUCCUUAUCAUCCACAGACAAGCGGGCAGGUAGAAAUCUCCAACAGGGAGAUAAAAGCAAUUCUAGAGAAGACUGUUGGGAUUACAAGGAAAGACUGGUCUGCAAAGCUCGAUGACGCGCUAUGGGCUUACAGAACAGCUUUCAAGACCCCUAUCGGCACAACUCCUUUCAACCUUCUCUAUGGAAAAUCCUGUCACCUACCUGUUGAGCUCGAGUAUAAAGCUAUGUGGGCAGUUAAACUACUGAACUUUGAUAUUAAGACCGCUGAGGAGAAGCGGUUAAUCCAACUGAAUGAUCUCAAUGAGAUUCGCUUAGAAGCUUAUGAGAGCUCCAGAAUCUACAAGGAGAGAACUAAGUCUUUCCAUGACAAGAAGAUAAUCUCGAGGGAUUUUAAGGUUGGUGAUCAGGUGUUGCUGUUCAACUCCCGCCUGAGACUCUUUCCAGGUAAGCUCAAGUCUAGAUGGUCUGGUCCUUUCCGUGUCACUGCAGUUCGACCUUAUGGUGCUAUCACUCUAGCUGGAAAGGAUGGAGAUUUUACAGUCAAUGGCCAGAGGCUUAAGAGAUACAUGGCAGAUCAAUACAUUCCAGAAGGAACUUCUGUCCCUUUGGAGGAACCUCUUAAUGCCUAAUAAGUGUGAGGAGUCAGGCUAGAGACUUAAAACAAGCUCACUUGGGAGGAAGUCCCAUGACCAUCUCUGUAAAUAAUUUUUCCUUUCUUGUUAUUUUUGAUUUGUUUUGGUUGCGUUUGUGGUUCUCAGGAAUGGAGAAACAAUCUGGAGAUAGAGUAAAAAUUCAAAAAUUUU